CCACACCGCCUGAUCUGAUUGGUUGUUUGACGUCGUUUUGACUGACUGACAGUGUCAGGCUAGGCUGGUGAGGACAGCAGGGUUUUCAUCAGAGGGUACCAAUUACAUUGAGAGGUCAAGGAUUCUCUUGCAAAGCCAAAGAGCAACGAACUGUAACAAACAGGACCAAUAAUUCCGUGUUAGGUUAGCAGAUUGACAUUGCUCUCAUAUUCCUUUGAGAUUUACAAGAUAAGAGGAUGUCCAGUGAUCUGUCUCUGAAUAUUGACAUAAAAGAGCCCAGAUGGGAUCAGGGCACCUUCAUGGGGCGAGCCAAACAUUUCUUCACUGUGACAGACCCCCGAAAUGUGUUUUUAUCCAGCGAGGUCCUGGAGGAUUCCAGGAGGAUUGUGGAGAAUUACAGGGUGGGGAUAGUGAGCCCAGGUCUAACGGAGGAUGAGCUCUGGAGAGCGAAAUACGUUUACGACUCUGCUUUUCACCCCGACACUGGGGAGAAGAUGAUUCUCGUAGGUCGGAUGUCUGCUCAGGUGCCAAUGAACAUGACUAUCACGGGCUGCAUGCUCACCUUUUACAGGUCAACGCCAGCGGUGGUGUUCUGGCAGUGGGUGAACCAGUCCUUCAACGCUGUCGUCAACUACACCAAUCGCAGUGGAGACGCACCGAUGACUGUGAACCAGCUGGGUGUGGCGUAUGCAAGUGCCACCACUGGGGCAGUGGUUACUGCGCUGGGACUCAAAUCACUUACCAAGCAUUUGCCAGCAAUAAUGGGGCGGUUCGUCCCAUUUGCUGCGGUGGCUGCUGCAAACUGCAUCAAUAUUCCAUUUAUGAGACAGAGAGAGCUGAAGUACGGGAUCCCGGUGACUAAUGAGGAUGGCAAGCGACUGGGUGAAUCGACCAGUGCAGCCCAACAGGCCAUUGUUCAGGUGAUCGUCUCCCGGAUUGGCAUGGCAGUGCCUGCUAUGGCGAUCCCUCCUGUAAUCAUGAAUGCUCUGGAGAAGAGAGCUUUUCUAAAGCGUUAUCCGGUUUUCAAUGCUCCCAUUCAAGUCGGCCUGGUUGGGUUCUGCUUGGUUUUUGCCACUCCUCUUUGCUGUGCCCUUUUCCCACAGAAGAGCUCCAUGAAGGUUAGCAGCCUGGAAGCAGAGCUGCAGACCCAGAUCCAGGAGAGAAGCCCUCACACAGCCGUGGUGUACUUCAACAAGGGCCUGUAGAACCCAGAACAGAGCUCCACACUCCACGCUCACAUAGGGAUACAACAGACCUUUUAUAUUAUUAUUAUUAUUAUUAUUAUUAUUAUUAUUUACGGAUUGUUAUUUAACCAGGAAAACCUCAGUGAGAUGAAUAUUAUACAUCUCUCAAAAAUUACAUAUGUUUUGGCAAAUGGGAGUUUAAAGGCCUGUCAGUACUUUAAGAACUAAACAGUGCUGAGAUAAGCACUGAAAGGGUUAUGCAUGGCAAUGUGUGUUACAAUGAGGAGACAUUGGAUGUUUAGGGCAGCUGCAGAGGGUGCAGUACCUACAGUAAUUAAAGUAUCGCCGUGUCUCAGGUGGCUGAGCCUCUGCCUGUUUCAGUGUGUGUCCUUGGGGUUUAUAUGUGAGAAAUAGCUACCAGUAAGACUUGCUUUGUGUGUUCGAGAUGAAUGUCCUAAAGACUUAGGAGCUUUACCAAACACAUGAUUGUAUUUUGAAACCAAAACCUUACCUUUAAGAGCUAAGAAACCGCAGCCCACGCCGUCUGCAGCCUCAAGUGGAUCUAUCUAUUCCAAUCCUCCACCACGCCCAGCCCAUUGCGUAGUCUGUUCAUGGCACAGGGCAGCACCGAGUGAACAAAGUUAUCAUUUUUUCAUUAACAGCCACUGGGGUGGACUUGGUGUCUGAUUAAAAACAAGAAAAGAUUGAUUCCACGGCCUGACCGAAUCAGUUCUGUUUGCUUGUCUUUUUCUUUUUAUAACACUAUCACAGUAAAAGAAAAAAAAAACCAAAAAACUGCAAUAUCUUUAACACCUCUCACCCCCAAAAAAUACUUAUGAAGCAGCAACAGAGAUGGGUUUGUAUGGCCAGAGCAUUUGAGAACAAAGCCACGUCCACAUGUGUUUAUUAUGUGGAUCUUGGGGUGCAGGGUGGUGUGCUGUUUGAAAAUGAAAUAGUAAAACCAAUGUGUGUCUGUGCUGUGCUCUGCUCCCUUCAGUCUGUAUUGCUUUCCUGUUGAUUUCAUUAGGAGCGCAGAUGCAGUAACACUGAAGAGUUCAGAACAUUCUGAUGAAGAAUCACACUAUAAUGAAAGGCACACGGGACCGCGCUCGCUGGGAAACGCUGGCAUGGUCUUGAUUUUUUUUAUUUGUUUUUAGUAUUAUACUUUCAGUAUUAUACUUCUGCCCAUAAUGUUUCCAGGCUGUGGCCUUUUAGGUCAUACGUUUUCUACCUUUUGCACUGCAGGCCAGUGCUGUAAAGCACAGACCAUUAUAAUAAAGUAUGGAUAUGCAAUCCAGUCAAAGGUAAUGGCUUGUGUUAGUGCUGUUCCAGACUUGCUCAGGUGGGGUCUGCGCUUGGUGUAACUUAUCAUUUCAAAGGUAAUGGCUUGUGUUAGUGCUGUUCCAGACUUGCUCAGGUGGGGUCUGCACUUGGUGUAACUCAUCGUUUCAAAGUCAAUGGCUUGUGUUAGUUAGUGCUGUUCCAGACAUAUGUAUGUAUGUAUGUAUGUAUUUGAACAAUCGACGUUGGUAACACUGACUAAUCACCUGAAGCUAUUUAUGAAAAAUAAUUUUAAAAUUGAGCAGCCCACUUCAAGCACUAUUCUCAAACGAGAAAGCUAUGUUUUAAAGGGGCAUUCAGAACAGAAAAUAGGAGGCAGUUUUUUACACAGAGAUUUGUGAGGGUCUGGAACCAACUCCCCAGUAAUGUUGUUGAAGCUGACACCCUGGGAUCCUUCAAGAAGCUGCUUGAUGAGAUUCUGGGAUCAAUAAGCUACUAACAACCAAACGAGCAAGAUGGGCUGAAUGGCCUCCUCUCGUUUGUAAACUUUCUUAUGUUCUUAAGUUUUGUGCUGGUGUUUUUUGGAGACAUUUUCCAUUGUGGGGUUUUAAUUUGUGAAUCUGACAACAUAUUUCUUGAGUUUUACAAACCUGUACUCUCUUUUGUGAAUAGUGCCCGUUAUUGAAGUUGCUAAGGACAAUCAAGAGUGUUGCACUACGUGUGAAUGUGCCUGAUGACACUGCUGCGCCUGUUCAUCUCCACUGAGCAGAGGAAAUACACACCAGUAUCCAUCUGGCUGUGGUUUCAUGUUGGUGCUAGCUCUGUGUUUUCCUGUACUAUGUAUAUGGGUAAUAUAACUUGCGGUCAUGUAGAUGUGGACUUGCUUUUGUUUGAAAAUAAAUGAAAUAAUAUGGUAAA
Molecule: messenger RNA, 3383 nt
Organism: Acipenser ruthenus (sterlet)
Lineage: Eukaryota; Metazoa; Chordata; Actinopteri; Acipenseriformes; Acipenseridae
Product: sideroflexin-1-like
Exons: 11
Coding region: 237-1205 (322 amino acids)
Biological process (GO): monoatomic ion transport; serine import into mitochondrion
Cellular component (GO): mitochondrial inner membrane
Molecular function (GO): monoatomic ion transmembrane transporter activity
Source: RefSeq, a predicted model, not a curated record